UCUCCCUCAUUGGGAUCCUCAGCCUUGUCCGCCCCAGGCAGGCAGAUUAACUGUACAUAAACGAUCGCAGGUCCUGUACAUUCUUAUUCACAGCAGCAAUUUCCCUAGCUCGGACGCAGAACUGCGAUUAAGAAGAAUGAACGACUCCAUCGACCAGUUUUACAAGGAUUUGCCGAUUUCGCCCAAAUCACGAUGCAUUCGGCUUCUCCACAUUCAUGCUCCUGAUCCAAGCAAAGGUGACGACGGAGGUCCAAUCUAUUCCGAUGUUACUAUCGCUGAUCUCAGCCUCAAUCCCUCAUUUGACGCGCUGUCGUAUGUCUGGGGUACGUCGGCGCCAGUACCAGAUGUUGUGUCCUGCAAUGGAAUAGCCUUCCAUGUAACAUCGAAUUGUUAUUCGGCAAUGCAGCAUCUACGCAAGAUGCUUGGUUCGUUUACCAUAUGGGUCGACGCAAUUAGCCUCAACCAGAAAGAUAAUCUGGAAAAAGCGCAUCAAAUAGGUCUCAUGGGUGACAUAUAUUCGGGGGCCAGGACGACCUAUAUCUGGCUAGGAAAAGGGUCCGCAAGUACAGAACGCGCUAUGGACCUUCUUUCCAAGACUGGAUUCUUAGAGUUCUUCUUUGAAAACGGAGGUGAUCUUGAACAGCCUGUACGAGCCAGGCCACGCGUUUACGCCUCAUAUGCCAAUCAGCUGAUGGCGCGGUGGGGACUGAAGACAAGUAUGAUCCCACUUGACACAAAACGGAAGCUAAAUACGAUCUCCAAACGCUUACAAGCUUUUCGUGAAAAUCCUCUAUGUACCAUUGAAGACCUUGAGCAGGUUUUCGACUGCAUGUGGGUAAAGCGAAUCUGGACGUUCCAAGAGAUAGUGUUUUCCGCGAAUCCUGUAGUGGUAUGCGGAUAUCGCCGGUUGAGUUGGACCAGGCUGCAGUUCAGCACUCUCUUUCUGGCAAGUAUUGAGAGCACGAACAGCGAUUACAGGCUUCAUCUUCGCAGGUGGCUCAACGUAGGUUACGUACGGACUUUGUAUCAUUCAGAAGUCCAGCGAGACACACGCUAUAGCCCACCUUAUUUUCAGGAAUAUUGGUCGUUUUGUUCGGAAUUGACCGUAUUGUCUACGUACCUUGCGUCACUGAGAGUAUUGGUGCUUUUGUUAGCAGGCUAUAUGAUACUAGCACCGGGUCUUUUUGCAGUUGUAGAUACAGCUGAAAUGGAUUGGAUGGCGCUCGGGUUCAUGAUCAUUGCUGUCCUACCAGCAAUGUCAAUUCUGCUUACCGUGGCAUCAAUGGGUGUUUUCGACAUCUUUAGAGGAAUUGCUCCUGGUCCGGACAUGAGUCGGGACGAUUUGAAUUAUCCGCACCCACCUGAUACAAAACGUAAGAUCCACGCACAAGUCCUGGAAGCUAUAUGUACUCGAAGCGCAACCGACCCUAGAGAUAUGAGCUAUGGAAUCCAAAGUAUUCUGGAUAGGCCGAACACCAACAACAAAACGCCUUCCGUAGACUAUACUCUCUCCAAAGCCGAGGUCUUCAAGCAACUCAGUAUCUAUCUACUUUCACAGCAAAGUUCAAUACAGCUCCUGACGCUCGCAGCCCAGCGACGGUGCGAACACGCAUCGUCAUGGAUCCCCGAUUUCUCGCACAAUCUCACUGCCGACUGCCGUGACGUGGAGUAUCCAGAAGAGUGGCGGGAACACGAUUACCUAUACCGUAGACCUUACGACGUUACUUCGCACUCUCCACAUUACCAAAGACUCCACCCCCAAGACGACAGCAUUCUCAUAGUCAAAGGCUACCUCUUCGCCGAAGUCAUCUCCGUCGCGGGAGAUGGUGCCUUCGCCCUCCAAAUCGCUUCCGAAAGAAAAACCUGCCCAGGCUUCGCACAUGUCUUCACGUGUCCCGGUGAUAAGCUUGCCCUGAUCUCAGGUUUGUCGUUCCCCGUGCUUGUGAAAGUCAGGGGGGAGAAUUUGGUCGAAAUACUGGGGAUUGCGUGGGUGAAGACAAAAUAUAGAAGGUCGAAGCGGUCACACAGUACCUACUAUGCACGUAUGUCGGAUAAGGAGUGGGAGGCAUACUGCGGUAGGAAACGAAGAGAAUGGAUAAGGGCACAUAGACGCCCUGGUUUGUCGGAGGACGAUGUGCAUAUACCCAGCCGUCAAGUCUACCUGGAUGACCUGUUUAUCUGUUGA
Molecule: messenger RNA, 2185 nt
Organism: Periconia digitata
Lineage: Eukaryota; Fungi; Ascomycota; Dothideomycetes; Pleosporales; Periconiaceae
Source: the annotation of a GenBank genome assembly